Molecule: messenger RNA, 3286 nt
Organism: Leguminivora glycinivorella
Lineage: Eukaryota; Metazoa; Arthropoda; Insecta; Lepidoptera; Tortricidae
Product: actin-binding protein IPP-like
Exons: 11
Coding region: 145-1902 (585 amino acids)
Molecular function (GO): protein binding
Source: RefSeq, a predicted model, not a curated record
AUCUGUCCACAAAUAGAACUGUCAUUGAAACGAGUUUUUUUAGUUUAUUUAUUUGUAAUGAAAUCUUUGAGAUAGCAAACUACUAAAAGUUUAUAAAUUAAUGCAUUUAAUGUGAGUACAAGUAGUAAAGUAAUUGCCAACAAAAUGUCCACGAACAUUUUUGAGAAAUGUUCAAACAAAGAAGGAUCUCGUCCGUACAAAUGUCGCGACUAUGCUAAUAAAAUUUCAUUAAAUUUAAGUAAUUUUCAAAGAGACGGCAGAUUUUGUGACAUAGAUUUAAUAUCAGGGAAAACCAGGGUUAAGGCUCACCGGGUUGUACUUGCAGCUAGCUGUGCAUACUUUGAUGCUAUGUUCAAUGUGGGCUUGGAGGAGAGUCAAAAAAGACAUGUAGCUCUACCUAGUGUGCCUCCAGAAAUUCUUCCAAUUAUUAUUGACUUUAUAUAUACAGGUGAAGUAGUAAUAGACAAAGCUACAGUGCAGCAUUUGUUGAUUGCGGCAGACAUGCUGCAACUGAGGGAACUGGUUACAGGCUGUGGUGAAUUUCUAAGGAGAGAACUGCAUCCUUCAAAUGCCUUAGGGAUCUUUAGAUUUGCCGAAGCACAUAACUGCAUGGAACUUGCAGAGGAAGCAUUAGAACAUGCCCAAGUAAACUGGAAUGUUGUGGCUAGCGGAGAUGAGUUACUGGAUUUACCAUUACCACAGUUAGUCACUUUACUGUCGUCUGAGCAGCUAAAGGUGGAAAGUGAGGCACAGGUACUAUAUCCAGCGUUAAGAUGGCUGGAGCACGACCCCGCCGGCCGCCGCCGUCAUUGUUUCGAAGUCCUCAGCCACAUCCGCCUUCCGCUUAUAGCUCCCCAAAUUCUCGAAGAAGCCAUUAAAAAUGUACAAGACCCGUCGAUCGCUGUGGCAUUGAAGACGGUUAGAGUAGACAUGAAAACGGGUCGCGGCGCACUAGUAGCGCUAGCGGCAGAGCCUCGGGCGCGCGCGCGGCGCUAUCUACUGGUAGCUGGCGGCUCCUGCCACGACUCCAAAGCGCACCCGCCGCUUUCCACCGACAACAUCCUGUCCUCCGUGCUCAAGUUCGACUUGCACAAGAGAGAAUGGGAAGAGCAGGCGCCGAUGGGCAUAGCUCGCAUUCAGCCGGGCGUGGCCACGCUGGGCGGGCGCGUGUACGCCGUCGGCGGCGAGCAGGGCAGCCAGAUACUGGCCAACGGCGAGGUCUAUGACCCCACGACGAACAAAUGGUCCAACAUAGCUCCCAUGAAGGAAGCCCGCAGCGAGUUCGGUCUGACGGGCAUGAACGGGCACCUGUACGCGUUCGGCGGCUGGGUGGGCUCGGACAUGGGCGCCUCCGUCGAGGUGUACGACCCCGCCGCCGACGAGUGGACCGGCGCCGGCCGCAUGCCCGAGCCCAGGUUCGGGAUGGGAGUCGUGCACUAUGAAGGUCUGAUCUACGUAGUGGGUGGGUGCACGCACAGCUGGCGGCACACGCGCGACCUGCUGUGCUACCACCCCGCGUCGCGCUCGUGGCAGGCGCUGGCGCCCAUGCGCCGCGAGCGCAGCCAGGCCGCCGCCGUCGUGCUCGGCCACCAUCUCUACGUCAUCGGCGGCAACGCGCCCCGCCAGCAGGUGCUCACCUCUGUGGAGCGGUACAGCUUCGACGACGACUCGUGGGAAGAAGUAUGCAGCCUGUCGGAAGCUCGCGCGGGCUGCGCGGCGGGCGCGGCGGAGGGCGUGCUGGUGGUGGCGGGCGGCGACAGCGAGAGCGGCGGCCAGCGCGCCUUCUACCGCGCGCGGCCCACGCUGGCCAGCGUGGAGCUGUACGACCCGCGCGACGACCGCUGGCGCGCCGCGCCGCCGCUGCCGCACUCGCGCGCCGAGGCCGGCGCCGCCCUGCUCUGACGAACACCCGCGCCGACAUAACGCGCCCGCGCCCGCGUCCGCGUCCGCCCGGGUACCGACACGCUGCAACUGAUUAUAUUGCCGGGGAGGCAAACGAGCAGACAGGUCGCCUGAUGGCAAGCGAUCACCGCCGCCCAUGGACACCCGAAAUAUGUUAUGGUUUAAAUUUCAAUAAGUUAAUUAAUCGCUACUGCUAUUGCAGACUGCUUUGAUUAUAAUCAUUUGGUUAAUACAUGUAUAACGUAAUUAUAUAUACCUUAAUAUAUCGACUAUGAUUGUUUUAUGGAUAAAUAUUUUAUUCCAGACAAGAAGCGAGUAAAAGUCAGUAAUGUCAGCAUGGUCUCGUGUUAUGAUACUUAUGACAUAAAUACAAAACAAUACAUACAUACAUACUCGUAUUGUAAACGUGAGUAGGUAACCUCAAACUAAGCGAGGAUUAACACAAAAUGUAUACCUAAGAUUUAUUUUAAGAAUUAAAAUAUGAAAGCAUACAAACGUAAUGUAAGAAUAUUACAGGACUUAGUUGAUUUUAGUUAUUAGAAAGUAUAUUAUAAUCAAUUAUUGAAUCUAUUAAUGUGUUAUGUGAGUUAUGUCGUUAAGUAUGUAGGACUUCCAAUAUUAUUAAUGCUGAGGUAAAUAAUAAAGUAACACGUAUUCGUGGAUUAAACUCUGAUAAUGAUAUUUGCUUAAUGUGCAGAUUUCUAUUUACUAUUGUGUUUCGCAUUAUCAAAUAUUUGUACAAUAGUAUUUCUUUUUAUUAAAAUAUAAGUAAUAUGAUCAGCUCUUUGCCGCUAAAGUUAAAAGGUCUGUUAUUUGCAUGUUUGUAUGACGAAAAACUUAAACCGGGUGAUAUUAAAUUAAUAAGAAUCAAUAGAUUAAGUAAUAAAAUAUUUUUACAAAAAAUGUGUUUUUUUUUAUUAUUAUUUUAUUCCAAUAAUGUGCUUUACAUUUUUAUUUUACAAAUGUAGUGUAAAUCUGUAGGAUACCUACUUGAAAUACGGAUUUUGUAAUAGAAUAUCAUAUGAGGAGAGUGGAGACAAAUACUAUUGAUUCGGUCAACAACACCUUAUUUUAUUUCAUUUCACCUCAUUUCAGCGAAUGAGCUGCAAACGACCUUUCUCAUCAGUGGCUGAAAUAAAUCGUGAUUCCCUUCGACUUACCGACGUAAGACGGAAAUUAGUUAGGGACGGAAGUAAUAAAUCAAUACCACAUCUUACACAGAUGGACUAAGCGCAUGAAUGCUUGUAUUGUGGGUACCUACUACUUACUCAGAUAAAUACAUUUAAUAUACAAACACUAGGUACGGCCGGAGAACGCAACUAUAUUUGAAGACGCUAUCGUAAACAAAUAAAUAGACAAUAGAGGCGUGUUCAGAUAUUUGUGA